AUGAACAACGACCCACCAGCCGAUGGUUCAGCCCCCGCCGCUGUUCAGCACGACGGCAAUGCGCCCGCUCCGGCGUCCAUGACACACUCGCCGGAAGGCGAAUCCCAGCCCGCCCUCGCAGCUACCGCAGAGCCGGGCGCAGCAGCAAACAGCAGCCCCGCAGAGACCCAGCCUCAGUCACAACCAAGCUCGACUGGCCAAGCAGAGCAUUCGGCGGUUGCUGAUGAGGUAACCUCUCCCGCCACCAAGGGCGAAGACGGCCUGAAGGGCGCGGGAGGGAGCGUCACGGCGGAAGCAGCAGCCACGGCGGACGCAGGCGAUGGGAGAGGCCAACAGUUCUCGUCGCAGACCGAUGGCGGCGCCCAGGCCGCGGCGGUGGCCAGCUCCAAUUCCGAAUCAGGGGCAGCCACUGCCAACGGGUCGGCCGACAAGGACGAAGGCGGACACGGCACCGGCACCGCCACAGCCACAGCGUCGUCCAGUCCGCCGCUGCCUUCGACGGGGGCGGCUCACCAGUCAGCCUCGGCGCAUGGGCUGCAUGCCAAGAAGUUCACCUCCCUCAACGUCAACAAGCGCUUUCUUGAAAAGGCGAGUCCCUCGCCGGGAUCCGCGUCUCCUACCGCCACCAAGCUCGGUGGUCCUGCCUCGCCCAUGUCGGCAGGUGCUUCGUUGGUCCGGCUAUCGUCCCCGUCGUCAGCGUCGCGCCUCACCUCGGCCAAGCUUUCGAGCGUACCAAAGCCGCAACCGGCAGGAUGGGCCACCAAGACGCCCCCCACAGCGGCAAAGAUGAGCCCUUCCCCGAGUGCCGGCUCCACCGCUUCGGCAACCGCCGCCGCGGGACCGCUCCCGUCCGAGGCAUCCGCUCCGGCUACGGCCCCUCCUGCGGCUGCGGCACCUAGCCCGAAACCGGCGAGCUCCAAUGCUGCGACGCCGAUCGCAGCCGCUCCGCCCACGCUGCAGGCGCUGCCGCCGAGCGCCCCUUCGCCGCGGCUAGUCACAAUGGCCCGUGACCAUUCGCCCAGACCGAUGUCGGCGGGUCUCGAGUCCGGGUCCGCUCAGGGGCGAGCGAGUCCUGGCCUGCGCAACGCCGCUCUGGGCUCUUCGGCGACGAGAGCGGCGAGCCCGGCGAGCGCCAGCAAGGCGCCCUGGGCCAAUCUCAAGGCGACGACCGCCUCGAGCCUCACCGCGUCGAAGCGGCCCGGUUCGAUGCUCUCCGACUUCCCGACGGCGGCCGAGGCGGCAAAGGCCAAGGAGGAGCAGGAGGCUAAGGCGGCUGCCGCUGCCGCACGCGAGGCGGCCAGACAGCAGGCCGCGCUGCAGAACCUGGACCGCUUCCGUGGCACUGCCCUCGGCUCGGGCAAGCACUGGGACGAGAUGGAGGACGAGGACCUGGGCGAGGUGGUCGAGUUCGCCGACGGCACGCAGUACAAGAUCCCGACGCAUACCGACGGGAAGGACGACGGCCAUGGCGGCGCGCCGGUGAGCAAGGAGGACCGCUUCCGGGACGUCAGCCACGACCGCAGCUGGCCGCCCAGGCCUACUGCGGCGUCUGCGGCGACCGGCGGCGACAAGCCUCGAAGCGCCCAGCCGCCUGCCUGGGGUCCCCAGCGAGCGUCGAGGGAAGCCCUCUCGCAGGCGGCGCCUUCCUCGGAGAACCCACAACCUUCUUACCGCUCCCACGGCAAGCCUGAAAAGGUCAUCAUCCCCUUGAGUGGAGCAUCAGUCUCGCUCCGAUCGCCCACCGAGGCGAGGGAGCCCUCCUAUGGCGGUUACGGAUCCCGCGAACAGCGGCGGCCGCCGAUGUCGUACGGCCAGCCGCACCGCAACGAGGCGCCGAGCGGCGCACCUGCGGCCGUCGAGUCCGCCACACGGGCCGCGAGGGCCUGGGGACCCCUGGCUCAGCGUCAGGCAUCGCUCAACCCGGGCGCAGCGCCGCCGCCCGCCGCAGCCUCUGCAGGCCCCACACCUGUCCGCCCUUCGGUGGUGGCGUCGUCUACGCCUGCAGCACCUGCCAAGGCUCCGAGCGCCAGCGUGCCUGCUGCCGCCGAGGGCGCACAGGCUACAGCACCGGCUUCUGUCGCUGUCCCAUCCAUCGAUGCCAACGCCGCCGCCCAGACGGCAGCAUCAGCACGCUCGCCGGCGGUCGCCACUGCGGCGGCGCGAGCUCCAUCCCACGUCAACCGACCCCUUCCUCCCCAUCUUGCACAGGCGGGUGGUGGCGCCGUUUCCGCUCGUGCGCCUGCGAUGCAGCCCCAAGAGGUCCCUGUGCCUCGAGGUCGCACCUCCUUCUCGCCACCGGUCGAGACCCGCAGGGCGGCCCCGGCAGAACCGGCUCCUGCACCCGCACCCGCGCCCGCGGCGACAAGACCCGGAUGGGGCCCUCGUGCCGCCCAGAGAGAGGCAGCGGACAGCGAAGGCGCCUCGGGCAGGCCUCCUGUCGCUGCCGCUGCCGCGCUGGACUCGAAAGAGGAGAUGCAGAGAGCAAUCGAAAGGGCUCGUAAGCGGCGGGAGGAAGAGGAGGCAGCUCGUCAGGCGGAGAAGGAGCGGGCGAGGCAGAAGGCACUGGCCAUCGAAGAGAGGCUCAAGGCAGAGGCAGCCCAAAAGGCAGCGGCAGCAGAGGAAGAGCAGCGUCGCUCCGCCGAGAGCAUCCAGAGCAAGCGUGCCCAGCCAGCCACUCGCCCGGGUGCGACCGAAGAUCGCGGUAUGGCGUCGACGAGGCAGGGCGCUUCGGCGACUUAUGCCUCUUGGCGCAGCCCCAAAGAGGCGGCAGACUCUCAGCGCAGGUCAGAUGUCCAGCGCUCGUCAGUGCCAGCGGCACCUGGCGCCGAGGCGCCGACGCAGGGAGACGUCUGGCGACCGCGAGCCUGGCGGCAAGCGCGACCCGAAGGCGAUGCGCACUUCCCCGCCGAGCCACAGUCCGUCGGUCAACAGCACUCGCAACAGCUGCAGCAGCCGCAGGCGCAGCAGCAGCAGCAGCAGCGACGAGGACUGCCGCCGAUGCAGGCCCAGAACGGCGCGACAGACCAAGCGUCGUUCACGCGCAAGCUGCCUCCCCACCUGGCUGGAGGCUCGCAGGUGCCACCACCAAGGGCUGAACCCCCUCAUCUCCGACGACAGGUAGCUCCAAACGAUCCCGACGGCCGCGCCGCAUCGUCUUGGCGGACCAGCCGAGGCGUUGGCGAAGGGCAAGCUGUCGGCCUAGGCAGGAGGCCCGCUGUGCUCGAUGAGCGGCCCGGACCCAGCGCUCCGGUCGAAGCACCGCAGCUCUCGCCGCAGGCGGGUCGAAGCAUGCUCGCACCGCCUGGCCGCCAGCCGCCGCCGCCCCUGGGCGACGAGAGGCAGGCUGCUCUGAACCACUCUGCUCAGGGCCAGCUUGCCGAGGCCGCUCGCUUCCCGGGCAACGAGGGCGCCGCUUCCAACGUACCCAAGGUCAUCCUUUCGCGCGACGCUGGCCGCGCGAACGCCGAACAACGGCAGAAGCAGCCCUCCUCCGCCAACAACAAGCAAGGAGAGGUCCAGACGGAGCCGCCGCAACCAGCAGGCCGGGGCUCUGGGCGUGAGAAGAAGGCUAGGCAGCAGCAGCAGCAGCAGCAAGAGGCGAUCAAUGGCGCGGCUGCCCAACAGCAGCCCAAGGCGCCAGCUGAUGUUGCCUCAUCCGCCAAGCCGCGAAUCAGCGUGCCGCUGGUCCCAACCGAGAAGCCCACGACGCGCGACGAGGCACCGGCCGAACGGCCCCCCGUCUGGAACCGAUACACGAUCUCGAUCCGUCCUUCGGAGGCGAAGGCCAAGCCCAACCGUGCCCAGCAAAAGGCGCAGGCUGCUCGAAUCGCCAGCAUGAGCCAGCCGGUCCGGCCCGUGUAUCCGCUCACCUGGGAGCCGCCGAUGACGCAUCUCUCGAUCAAGACGCUGUCCCGCGACGACCAGUUUUUCCCGAAAAAGUACCACCGGGGCACGGUGAUCACCACCGUCAGCCUGCCAUCGAGGACGCUUCCCCGCGGCCUGCCCGCCAUCGUCUUCGCGACGCCUGCCAGCAGCGACAGGCUCACUGCCAACGGCGUUCGCAAGCAGGCACGUUUCGACGCCUCUCCGGUCCAGCAAGCUGGCCUGCCGAGCGUGCCACGCGGACCUGCAUCGGCCUCUUCUCCCUCGAAUCCGCUCGUCUCGGCCCUGGCGAAUCCACAGCCGCCGUCAUCGGCAUCGCCUGCGCAGCCGAAGGCGGCCCUCAACGCGCCACCUAUCCAGGUGCGGUUGCCCGGUCAUAGCACCGUCAACCCUGGUGCAGUGGGCCAGCCCGCAUCCUCAGCCGCUUCUGCCAAUGCGAACCCGAAGCGCGUCGCCCCCGGCUCGCAACGCUCGCGCGAGGACAUCGGCGCCGGGUCUGCACCCCAAUUCGCCGACCUUCAAGCCAAGGCCGACAUCCGCAGCCCGUUCCGCGCUGCGCUGAGCGCCGCCACAUCUCAGGCUUCGCUCGGUCCCCUGGACCACCCGCGCAACGGCGUCGACGGGAGUGCUGGCUUUGGCAGCAGCGGGCUUGGCGCGCAGCCGGGUGCCGGCUUCCGCCAGUCGCAGCGGCGCAACUCGAACACGCCGGUCGCCUUCUACAACGAUCGCCAGGUCAACACUCCGUCGCCCGUUUCGUUCAUGGUCAACAGUGAGAUCAAGUCCGACCUCAAUACCGGCGUCGGCGGCGGCGCGGGCCUGUCCCCCUACGUCAUCGGAGGCUCCGGCAGGAGCUCCAGCUCGCACACGCCCGGCACUCAGCAGAACUCGAUGCUGCCGUCGCCCAGCCUAUCGACGACGGCGACGUGGGGCCAGAGUUCGCUGACGUUCCCGGUCAUUGAGCCGCGGUCGGCCAACAGCGCGGAUCGCGACCACAUCAAGAAUGUAUGGUCGCUGCCCACGGGCAACGACCGCAAGGAGACGCAGAACUCGCUUCGGGACAUUGGCGACGAUUUCCUCCCGUCCACGAUGCCGCUCAGCGUGCACGACUUCCGCACUGACGAGGUUGCGACGCCCGAUGCUGCGCGUGCGCAGGAUCGGAGUCGGGCCGCCACUCGGACCGAGGCUGGCUUUGGCGGAGGCGCCGGAGGCUAUCCGCGUUACGACCAGCAGGGGCCUGCGGAUGGUGCAGCUCAAGGUGCAGACCUCUCGCCCGUGGCUGCUCGGACCAACGGCUUCGACCCGACCACGCGGAGCCCUUCGCUCGACAUCGCCUCGCCGUCGGGCGCUCAGUCGCGUGCGCCGGGUGCCGGUGGCUCCCAUUCGCAGGGCUCGACGCCGCAGCACCGCGCCACCUCUGCGUUCAUGCCGAUGCAGCCCGCCGGAGCCAACGCCAUGUCUUCGCCGACCCUGCAGCACUAUGGCGCCUCGACAUCUCCGUCUGCGACGAUGCAUGCGCACGACCGGGGUCAGAACCCGUCCUCUUCGAGUGCGGCUGCUGCUGCGGCCGCCGCCGCCCGCAACGCUUUCGGCGCCUACGGCGGCUACGCGCCCAGCCACAAUGGUCUGGCAGGUGCCGGCGGCAGCCCCAACAUGCAAGCGUACGGCGGCGGCACUUCGAUCGGCUCGAUGCAGGGCCGGGCCACUCCAUUCACAUCCUACAAUGCUCACGGCACCGUCAGCUCGGCGCCGGUGUCGCCGUACAACGGCAUGGGUCGACUUGCCUCGCAAUCGCAGGCCGUGUCCGGCCAGCACUCGCACAGCGCUGGAGGCUACUCCCUCUUUCCGAGCGCUGCGCCAUCUGCCCGUGGCGAUGCCAGCGGCAGCAGCGGAAACUCGUCGGUGGCAGGCCUUGGAAUGCUGGAGGGUGCCAGCCUAGCCAGCGAUCCCAUCGGCUACGGUCGCACCCAUGCUCAGGGCGGAUCGCACCAAGGUCGCCUCCAGGGCCAGCAGCACUCCCAGCUGCAUCACCACCAGCAGCACCAGCAGCAGCAUCAUCCGCACCACUCGCAACACCAUCACCACCAUCAUCACCAGCCGCAGCACCACACGCAGCACGCCCAGCAGCAGCAGCAGCAGCAGCAUGGCCAGCAGCAACAACAAGUGGGCGAGCUGAGCAACGCCGAGGACCCGUAUGCCGGCUACCACGCCGGGCAGUGGUCUUCAAACGCCAUGUCGGGAAGCGGCGCGGGCUACGCUCAUCCGUCGCAGAGCGGCGCCCCUCGCACCUUCCACCAGCAGGUUCGCCAGCAUGCUCCGGGCGUGUCGACGAUGCAUCCGUCGCAGGGCAGGCAGCCGAGCCAGCAGCAGCAGCAGCAGCAGCAGCAGCAGCAGCAGCAGGCGCAGCAGCAGCAGGUCUACGGCGGCGGUCAGCAAUACGUCGCGUACAGCAGCGGCGCUUUCGACCCUACCUCGAACCUCUGGUAG
Messenger RNA from Pseudozyma flocculosa PF-1, 6366 nucleotides. RefSeq lists its product as uncharacterized. The transcript is spliced from 2 exons. Bases 1 to 6366 code for a protein of 2121 amino acids. Lineage: Eukaryota; Fungi; Basidiomycota; Ustilaginomycetes; Ustilaginales; Ustilaginaceae. The record is from RefSeq and is a predicted model, not a curated record.